AUGACGACUCGAUACAUGGAACGUCUCGCCAAAAUCGAGGAGGUCCUUCUCAUCGCCAACAAGAAAAUCGAUAUGAACGAUUUUCGUGCCGGAUGCAGUUACGGAGUGCCGGAAUCACUUCGUCCGCUUGCCUGGCGUCUUCUUCUUCACUAUUUGCCUCUGGAACGCCACAAGUGGCAAUCAUUCUUGGCCGAUCAGAGAAACAACUACGAUCAGAUGAUAGAGCAGAUCAUUGUGGAACCGGGAAAUAUUGCGAUGGAGCAGAGUAACAGUCAGACUUCAGAUAGCGAUCAUCCCCUCUCGGACCACCCAACCAGCGAUUGGCAAGCGUUCUUCCAAGACAACAAGGUUCUCUCGCAGAUUGACAAAGAUGUUCGCAGAUUGUAUCCAGAGAUACAGUUCUUCCAAUUGCUGUCCAAGUUUCCGCAUCCACACGGAAUGAAAUAUCCAUUGUCUCGCAGAGUGAUCAACCAUCAGGAGCUCACAUCUCAAGAGUUUGGAGCCAAUCGCGAUGGAAUAGUCGGUGAGGGCGAAAAAAUGCAACUAAUCAUGAAAAGUUUAUUUUUGCAGUGUGUCAAGACCAAUCUUGCAAAAGGAAGCCACGACGAGAAUCAAGCACCCAACUCAGAGUUCCAUUGGCAUAUCGUCGAGCGUAUCCUCUUCAUCUACGCGAAACUCAAUCCGGGAGUCCAAUACGUUCAAGGCAUGAACGAGUUGGUGGCCCCCAUCUACUACGUUUUCGCUAACGACACCGACGAGGAAUGGGCCGCGUAUGCCGAGGCUGACACAUUCUUCUGCUUCCAGCAACUGAUGAGUGAGGUCAAAGACAACUUCAUCAAAACCCUGGACGACAGCAUUUGUGGAAUUGAAUCUUCAAUGUCCGCAUUCCAUAACAUGAUCUCCACUUUCGAUCCCGAACUUCACAAGCAUCUCACAUCGACUCUCGAAAUCAAACCACAGUUCUACGCCUUUCGUUGGUUGUCAUUGUUGCUCAGUCAGGAGUUUCCACUUCCGGAUGUCAUCACUUUGUGGGAUGCUCUAUUCUCGGACCCCCAGAGAUUCGCCCUCCUUCCAUACGUGUGCCUGUCCAUGAUGGUCUUGCAGAGAGAGUCGCUUAUCAGUGGUGACUUCCCAUUCUGUGUUCGCCUUCUUCAGAACUAUCCGGAUUCGGAUGUCGCCAAGAUUGUCGCCUACGCUCAGGACAUUCGUGAUGGCAAGGCUCCACGUCCAGCGUCUAAGGAGGUCUCAAAAGGAAGUAAAAUCGCGAAGCACGCCCGCCAGCUCUCGGAUACACUUCGCAACCUUUCCAUCAUCAAAAAGUAG
Molecule: messenger RNA, 1323 nt
Organism: Caenorhabditis briggsae
Lineage: Eukaryota; Metazoa; Nematoda; Chromadorea; Rhabditida; Rhabditidae
Exons: 10
Coding region: 1-1323 (440 amino acids)
Biological process (GO): activation of GTPase activity; intracellular protein transport
Molecular function (GO): GTPase activator activity
Source: RefSeq, a predicted model, not a curated record